AUUGUAUGACAAUGGUGGUGGUGCAUCCAAGGAGAGGUGCAUCUAUCAAGUGGUGAAGGUUGAUCUGCAUUAAAUAAAUAAAUAUUUAUAUUAUUAAUUUGUUAGUGGGAAUGGUCGUAUUCAGUCCGAUUCCAUCAUCUCUGCUAGCGUUAAAUACUGAACCUUUCAACGGCCUACAGAAAAAUUCCAAGUGAAUAAAGAAGCUAAACAACAAAAAUAUGUCUGCAGAGCAUUUGCUGUUAACCGUUGACGAUGUCGAUGAUCAUAACCAUGAUGGUGGUGUGAUGAAAUUCCAGAUUCGUGAUUUGAGGAAGGUAUCGGAUGCGGGCGUUCCUAUACUAAACGGUAUCAACGUCGGUAUCCCUAAAGGGAAGAUCGUCGGGAUCAUCGGACCAAGCGGGAGUGGGAAAUCGACGCUGCUUAGAGCUCUUAAUCGCCUGUGGGAGCCUCCAUCCGAUACGGUGUUCCUUGACGGCCGCGAUAUUGUUGACCUUGAUGUGCUUGGACUUCGCCGUAAAGUCGGCAUGCUUUUCCAGCUCCCCGUUUUGUUUCAAGGCACUGUUGCAGAUAAUAUUCGAUAUGGACCAAACUUGAGAGGAAAGAAGUUAACUGAUGUUGAAGUUUCCAAGUUGCUAACACUGGCUGACCUUGAUUCCUCCUUUCUCAGUAAAACUGGUGGUGAAUUAUCUGUUGGUCAAGCUCAAAGAGUUGCACUUGCUCGGACACUUGCUAACGAACCUGAGGUUUUGCUGCUGGAUGAGCCAACAAGUGCCUUGGAUCCGAUUUCGACACAAAACAUAGAGGAUGUGAUAGUGAAGCUUAAGAAGAAAAGGAGAAUGACAGUUGUAAUGGUUUCACACAGCAUCAAGCAAAUCCAAAGGGUUGCAGAUGUUGUUUGCCUUCUUGUGAAUGGUGAAAUUGUUGAGAUUUUGAAGCCUAAUGAACUCUCUGAAGCCAAGCAUCCCAUGGCACAAAGGUUUCUUCAGCUAAGUUCGUAAUUUACUUUUCUAUAAUAGUUGUUAUAUUUCCCUUUUCUUUGUGCUUAGGAUUUUAUGUUAAUUUGGUUUAAACAAUGUUCAGCAUUGCAAGUUUAUUUGUUGUAUCUUGAUGCUCACCUUGAGCUCGGCAUGUCCACUCACCAGGCAGAUAGCUUGCUUGGAAAGGUUUUCUGUUUUCUAA
Messenger RNA from Gossypium raimondii (Peruvian cotton), 1179 nucleotides. RefSeq names its product ABC transporter I family member 17. Lineage: Eukaryota; Viridiplantae; Streptophyta; Magnoliopsida; Malvales; Malvaceae. Gene Ontology annotation, biological process: phosphate ion transmembrane transport. Bases 219 to 998 code for a protein of 259 amino acids. Gene Ontology annotation, molecular function: ATP binding; phosphate transmembrane transporter activity; ATP hydrolysis activity. The transcript has 3 exons. The record is from RefSeq and is a predicted model, not a curated record. Gene Ontology annotation, cellular component: membrane.